This is a messenger RNA of Cylindrotheca closterium, 1542 nucleotides long. NCBI's taxonomy places the organism in Eukaryota, Bacillariophyta, Bacillariophyceae, Bacillariales, Bacillariaceae. The record is from the annotation of a GenBank genome assembly.
AUGGGAUCAAAAAGCUCGAGGAGAAAAAGGCGGAACCAAGAAGCACCAAAAGAACCGAAGUUCGAAGAAAUUGCCAACCCUUCCGAUCUUGCGUCCAAGGCCUUGGUUCUAAUCCACUCCAUGCCCCAACAUGGUUGCACCAAUGAAUGUUCUUGCAAGAAUAAAUCCUCAGGCAAGCCACUAAAGAACAUGUUUCGGCGGAAGCAAAAGCAGGAUACUAUCAUCUCCAACAUGUCUAUUGGGACGAUAGGAACUGACGCUUCCACUUCACAAGAUGAAGAUGAUGAUAUGAACAACAAUAAGAAUGAGCCACAGGUCGUGGGUCCAUCUGCAACAAAGGAAAAGGUCAAACAGAUCAAGAAUAUUGCACGGGAGCAAUGUUCCAUGGCGUCAAAAAAGACCAUUUACAAGCUGACGGAUCUCAUGAAAUCUACCAAGAAUAAAAAGUCCAUAUUGUAUGCCAAUCGGCCCAUGUUGACUACGGACAGCCACAAUGGAGGCGUGGAAAUCUCGCUUCCAUCACGCUCUUCCAACGAAAGCAGUAAUAGUACUACUUCUCGAUUCCAAAACUUGCGAACCUACAAACGAGCCGCUGGCAAACGGUAUGCCAAGGUGGCGCAGAAGCUUUCCUCAUCCAUGCGAAAAUCAAGUGACCAUGAUGGUGUGGUGGAGGAAGACGACCACGAAUUGUCACCCUUGGAUGAUGAUGGCAUGAUGAUGAUGAGGAUGAUGAUUCAAGAGUGUGCCAUUUGUGAUGGUACCAUGUCGGAGAAUGACUGGAACCACCCACUUCAAUGCAAGACACCACAAUGUAACUACAACUUUUGUGCCUCGUGCAUUUACAAUCUCAUUGAGUCCUCCAAGGAACCUUAUGGUGUUGCCAGUGAUGGUUCUCAACAAGUCAAGGUACAGUUGCACUGUCCAAACUGUCGAGAUGACUUGACUUGUUCCUUGAGACGAACCUUGCUCUUGAGAGUGGCUGAUAGCAAGACAGUACCGGCACCGGAACGAAGCCAAAUGAUGUUGGACCUUUCUGGGCUACCGCAAAUAGCACAACCACUUACGGAUAAGCAAAAGGUGAUGCAACUGGAUGACAUUGAUAUGGAAGUCUGCCGAGCUCGAGCGCAAGAGCGUGACUUUUUGAAAUCCAAGCCUUUGGCAUCAAAUUCUUUGGGUCACCGCCGCCAUACGACGCAGCAGCAGCAGCCAAGCAAACGUCAAGCCACAUCACGGUCCAAACGAGAAGCACCCGAUGCUCCAGCGCAAAACAAAGCUGCUGCCACUACUAAUCAUGCUGCCAGCAGGGCUGCGAGAGAACGCUUCGAAACCAUUCGAGAAGAAUAUGAUGCUGCUACUACGAGAGGAAGAUUCCCGCAAGACGAUGACGACUUGAGAAUUUACAAUGACUUGGUGGCCGAUGCUGGCCAUCUUGUCUAUGAAAAGAGAGAAUCUUCCUUUACUGUAAAUCAAACGGCCUGCUUUUACAUUGACACUCAAGUCAAUUUGGGUGGAAUGAAUCCUCGCUUGCGAUUUCAAAUCUAA